Messenger RNA from Seminavis robusta, 939 nucleotides. The record is from the annotation of a GenBank genome assembly. Lineage: Eukaryota; Bacillariophyta; Bacillariophyceae; Naviculales; Naviculaceae.
AUGAAGACCUCCAAGUCUCAAGACGACGAACCAGCCACGGUCGUCUCCAACUGUGCGUGUGGCAAAGUGUCUGUACGAGUCCAGAUACCCUCUCAGCAAGAGGAUGGUUCCGUCACGGCAGUGGAUUGCCAUUGCCCUGCCUGUCGCAAGUUUCAUGUGGCAGCCUUCGGCAGCUACCUAAAGGUACCGGCCGAAUCUGUUCAGUUGGGAAACGUGGAAGACUUGCAAAGUUAUACGGAAACCUGUCACGAAGUGGGCCCUGUCGAACGUCUCUUUUGUCGGCACUGCUACACCAAAGUAGCCACCAAACCACAAUCUGCAGAAUCAGACAAUAGUCCUGCAACCAUGCUCGUCAACAUGGGCGGACUGGUCGACAAGACCAUCCCCAAGGCAUACCAAAAAGCAUGGAGUCACGAACGCACCGUUUGGCAACCAUCCUCGGAAGCUACCUGGACAAACGCCAAACCAAGGAAAAGACGAGGCAACCAAAUGCCCCCACUAUUAACGACAUCGACGGGAAGUUGUUCUUGUGGCAAGUGCCAGUACCAAAUUCAUCAUGUCCCCUAUGAAAUGCAACAUUGCUACUGCAAACUCUGUCGGCAGCUGUGUGGCUCGGCCUAUCAAAGUUGGAUCCCCGUCAUGAACGAAGAUAUCGUCUGGAACACAACAACAAAUGAAGGGCCGAUACUAAAACGAACCACGGAGCAUGGGAAACGGCAUUUUUGUACCACGUGUGGAAGCUGCUUGACCAUUGUCUACGACGAACAGCCAGAUUGUACGUGGCCGGCCGCGGGAGGAUUGGACGAUGCAUCGUUACCAUCGACUACAGAAGAUAUGAACCUGUAUUUGGAACGAGUUUGUCACAUUUGUUGCAUCUGGAAACAAUCCUGGUACGCGCUGCCCAGUGAUGGCAUGGAGCGAAUCAAGUAUGCUUGCUAG